Messenger RNA from Lactuca saligna, 1993 nucleotides. NCBI's taxonomy places the organism in Eukaryota, Viridiplantae, Streptophyta, Magnoliopsida, Asterales, Asteraceae. The record is from the annotation of a GenBank genome assembly.
AUGGCAAUUUUGGCAAUUUUUCAGACAACAGACAACGGGGUUAUUUCCUAUCUUAUUGGUCAUAUGAAUAUGGAAAUUUCAAAUUUAAUUCGGUGGAAUAUUGAAGAUCAAAUCAAUCCCAAUAAAUCAGAAGUCAAUACGAUUUUAAGGGUCACGUAUUCAUCAUCAGGUACAAUGGAACAUAUUACUCCUAUAAAGGAAAUUGACUCAAUCAAGGACGAUUUCACAAUUAAAGUUCGGAUCAUACGUCUUUGGACUCAAAAGUCAAGAUUUGAUGCGAACGACACAUACUCGAUAGAAAUGAUUUUGAUGGAUGAGGAGGGAAGGAAAAUUCAUGCAUCAUGUGUGAAGAAAUGGUUUCCUAAAUUCAAGCGCUAUUUAAAAGAGGAUAGUUCAAUUUACGUCAAGAAACCUAACGUCGCACCAAAUACUUCAAAAUUUAAGUUUGCUCAUCCGGAAUCAAAACUAAAUUUUUAUCACGAUACAAUUGUAAAAGAUUGUGAAAACUUUUCUGGAUCUGCACAUGGCUUUCAUUUUGUUGACUUCAAUACUAUCGUUUCUAACAACAUCCUGGAGUCAAACUCUUUUGAUAUUAUUGGACACAUUUUUGAGUAUGGGCAUAUGGAUACCUCAGAACAAGAUAAAUCAAAACACAAGAUGCUCUUGCAUCUUCAAGAUAUAGAGGAUACUAAGCUUAAGAUAACUUUGUGGGGUCAUAAUGCAUACUACAUGCAUGAUUUUCUUGCUAACAAUAACAGCCUUGCUCCAGUUGUUGUUAUUGUUCAAUUUGCCAGGGUGAAGUUUAUUAAUGGUCGUCCUUUUUCAUCCACCUACUUUGAUGUUAGUAGGGUUUUCAUAAACAAUGAUAUCGAUGAAAUUACAAUCUACAAAAACAAAUUGGUCUCUGAAAAUGGACAACAACUGUCAUCAAGUGGAAUUAAAAUGAUUGCAUCAAAACAAGACACAGAACAUGAUGACUUUCUGAAAAAUCAUUUGUUUUCUAACAUUGAAGACUUGUUUGAACCUUUGGAGGAAAAGACAGUCAUUAUUGUUGGUACUGUUAAGGGAAUACGUCAAAAUAUACGUUGGUAUUACCUUGCUUGUAGCAACUGCAAAAAGUCAGCAAAAGAAAAAGAGUCUUCAACUGAUAAGGUUGAUGGUUCUCAUGAAGUGGCCGAAAUCGUUACUUAUGAAUGUGCUAAUCUUAAAUGCAAAAAUAUCAAAAUUUCGGUUAUUCCAAGAUUUAAAAUCCCACUUCGGGUUCAAGACAACACAGGAACAUUGACUUUAACUUUAUUUGACCAAGAAGCAAAGAAGUUGUUCAAAUACACAGCUAAAGAGUUGUAUGAUAAAAACAAGAAGCUUGGCAACAAUUUGGAAUUGUAUCCAAUGGAGUUGAAAGUUGUGUUGGACAGAAAGUUGGCAAUUAAGAUUGAUAUCACACGUUACAAUGUCGAUAAUAAAAGUAAUCUUUAUGGGAUAUCAAGAUUAACCGAGAAUGCAGACAUAAUUGAUGAAUUGGAAAAAAAUAAUCUUACUCCACAGCCUGCUAAUUCUGAUUCAUUCUUGAUUGGUUCUUCAGAUGUUGGUUCUCAUGACACCAAAGUUCUCAAGGAUUCUUUUUCACAGACCGGUGAAAAUUUAACUCCAUGUGCUAGGGACAAGUCAACUGCAACAAGUCCUAUAAAAUUCAUUUCUACACCAAUUGAGUUGAAAAGAAACCUUGCUACAUGCAUAGAUAUUGAUGAAAUGGAGAAUUUGUCUACUUCUAAAUAUCCUAGACUGUCACCACCAGAUGAACAACCAACUCCUCUUUUGGUACCCAAGAAAGAAAAGUAAAUGCAUUUUACUUCGACAAACAAUCUUACUUCGUGUUUAAUUUUGAUUUCGCAUCAUAGACUCCUAAGCCGUUUACGUUUUUAUCUUUCUUGGUUUUGAAUGUUUUUUUUUGGGAUUUCAUGGUUGUCAUUUUUGUUUCUUGAAAGUACAUUCG